Molecule: messenger RNA, 7934 nt
Organism: Esox lucius (northern pike)
Lineage: Eukaryota; Metazoa; Chordata; Actinopteri; Esociformes; Esocidae
Gene: ubr3
Product: ubiquitin protein ligase E3 component n-recognin 3
Exons: 40
Coding region: 188-5767 (1859 amino acids)
Biological process (GO): protein ubiquitination; ubiquitin-dependent protein catabolic process via the N-end rule pathway
Cellular component (GO): cytoplasm; ubiquitin ligase complex
Molecular function (GO): ubiquitin protein ligase activity; zinc ion binding
Source: RefSeq, a predicted model, not a curated record
ACGAUAUAGCUUGGUCACUUGCUAAACUGAGUGUUGAUAGCAGGAAUCAUCAGAUCAGUGCGUGGUGACUGCUUUCGAACUAAACCAACUAGCUCCAGCUUGCUACAAUGGAAAUGUAUCGCGAGAAAUCACGAGAACGUAGCAACAAGACAACAAAAAUAAAUUUGUGGACAACAAGCCGGAGUGCAUGAUGGCGGCGUUGCUGCUACGCCGGGACAAGAAAUCUACAGCUGCCCAGUUAAAGGCAGAUCUUAAUCGGACUGACAACAGCUUUGGUGUCCGACAACUUCAAGAACUGCUUGAUUGUGUCCUUAAUCCAGAAAAACCAGCCGCAGACACCGAAGCACUUGACUGGUGUAAAUGUCUAAUAGCAGGGGGAGAAGGUUUCGAGGAGUUCUGCAAAACGGUCCGGUCCUAUGACAACGCUACUCUAUGUGGCUUGGUUUGGACAGCCAAUUUUGUGGCAUACCGCUGUCGGACCUGUGGUAUUUCUCCUUGUAUGUCACUCUGUGCAGAGUGUUUUAAUAACGGCGAUCACACAAGCCAUGACUUUAAUAUGUUUAGGAGCCAGGCUGGUGGGGCCUGUGAUUGUGGAGACAGUAAUGUCAUGCGAGAAACUGGAUUUUGCAGACGGCAUCGGUUAAGAACCGGAGAGAAUGUCCCCUCAGUGCCCAGAGAUUUACUACUGAUGUCAGAGAUGGUCCUACCUCGCUUCAUUAUCUGUAUCAUACAGUACCUAAGAGAUGGAUACACUGAACCAGACACAUCAACUGAGAGGGACCUACAGAAGGUCUUACAACAGCUUGAGGCUCAGAUCUCUUUCCUAGAAGAUCUGACGAAAAUGGGCGGGGCAAUGAGAACUGUGCUGACAAAGAUUCUAACCAAUCAGGAAACAUUCAAGGACCUGAGCAUGGGUCAAGAGGGGAAUUUAUAUGCGAAAAACAACUACGAAAAGUACCUGUCAGCACUGAAGAACUCCGGGCUGGUGUCUGUAGAGGAAAAGGCCCAGGCAGAGUCCUCUGCUGAGGCAGGAGAAGGGGUUAGCACUGGGCCUCUUGGCUUACUGGGCGCCGCAGCACCAGUCAGCCCGGAUGAGCCCAGUAAAGAGGAUGAUCAAGAUGGGGAGCAAUCUGUAGGACAGAGAAAGAGAGUGAAGCUUAGUAGCACUACCAAAGAUCCAUCCAUAAUGGACUCUCUGAAACACAAAUGUUUUCUGGAGGAGUUGCUUUUUUGGACAAUAAAGUACGAGUUUCCUCAGAAGAUGGUUACUUUUCUUCUGAACAUGCUGCCAGAUCAAGAUUACAAGAUCACUUUCACGAAAACAUUUGUUCAACAUUAUGCAUUCAUUAUGAAAACGCUGAUGAAAAGCCACGAGUCAGAUACCAUGUCCAACCGCAUUGUACAUAUCAGUGUCCAACUGUUCAGCAAUGAAGAGUUGGCACGUCACGUGACCGAGGAGUGUCAAUUACUCGACAUCAUGGUCACUGUCCUCCUCUACAUGAUGGAGAGUUGCCUUAUCAAAAGUGAACUUCAGGAUGAGGAGAACAACCGCCAUGUGGUGGUAAACUGCGGCGAAGCUCUACUGAAGAACAACACUUACUGGCCUUUAGUUAGCGAUUUCAUUAAUAUUCUCUCACACCAAAGUGUCGCUAAGAAGUUUCUGGAGGACCACUCGCUGCUCAUGCUCUGGAUGAGCUUUGUGUCCUUCUUUCAAGGUAUGAACUUGAAUAAGCGAGAGUUGAGUGAGCACGUGGAGUUUGAGUCCCAGACAUACUAUGCAGCAUUCGCCGCAGAGUUGGAGGCCUGCGCGCAACCAAUGUGGGGUCUACUAACACACUGCAAAGUCAAAGAGACACAGGAAUACACCAAAACAGUGGUGCGCUACUGCCUGGAGACCUUGCAGAUCUGGUUUGAUGCCAUUGGGUUUGUGGAUGAGCCGGCUCCAAAUCAAGUGACCUUUCACCUGCCGUUGCACCGCUACUAUGCCAUGUUCCUAAGCAAGGCAGUGAAGUGCCAGGGUCUUGACCUGGACAGUCUCCUUCCAGACCAAGAGAUGCUAAUGAAGAUUAUGGUCCAUCCACUCCAGAUUCAGGCGAGCCUGUCUGAGAUCCACAGUAACAUGUGGGUCAGAAAUGGUCUGCAGAUUAAAGGACAGGCCAUGACAUACGUGCAGUCUCACUUCUGUAACUCAAUGAUCGACCCAGACAUCUUUCUGCUACAGGUGUGUGCGUCGAGGCUAGAUCCUGACUACUUCAUAUCCUCAGUGUUUGAGCGAUUUAAAGUGGUUGACCUCUUGACCAUGGCCUCCGUGCACCAGAAUGCUGUUCUGGACAGUGAACAGGAGAGGCCAAUGUUGGAGGGAGCUUUGACAUUUCUUGUCAUCUUGUGCAGUCUUCGCAUCCACUUGGGCAUGGCGGAUGAUGAGAUUCUCAGAGCCGAGAUGGUCUCUCAGCUGUGCAUGAAUGACCGCACCCACAGUUCACUUUUGGACCUCAUUCCCGAGAAUCCAAACCCCAAAAGUGGGAUUGUGCCAGGAAGCUGCAGCUUUGAGGAGAUGCUGUCUGCUGUGGCUGACUUUAAAGCCCCUGUGUUUGAGCCUGGGGGUUCCAUGCAGCAGGGCAUGUACACACCUAAAGCUGAGGUGUGGGAGAAGGAGUUUGACCCCAUCAUGGUUGUUCUAAGAACUGUGUACCGUCGUGAUGUCCAGUCAGCAAUGGAUAGAUACUCAGCAUUCUUGAAGCAGUCCGGGAUGCACACGACAGGGAACCCGUGGCCCCCGUACAAGGAGCGCACCCCCCUACACCCGUGUUACCAAGGCCUGGACCGGCUGUUGCACUGCAAGACCCUGCACAUUGUCAUCUUCACCCUGCUUUACAAGAUCUGGCUGGAUCACUCCAACAUGUCUGAGCACGUGCUGUGCAUGGUGCUGUACCUGAUUGAGCUGGGCUUGGACAACCAGGUUCAAGACGACAAGGAAGAUGAGGAGCCCUGCAUCGAGGAGCACUGCCAUGACAGCUGGUUUCCUGGCAGCAACCUCCUGUGCAACCUGCACCAUGUCAUCAACUACGUGAGGGUGAGGGUGCCCGAAACGGCCCCCGAGGUGAAGCGAGACCGAGAGCCCCCUCCCAGCACCAGCGCUGAGGCGUCCAGUUUUGGCCAGAAUUCUAGGCGUCUGACUGGAAAUUGGAGAGAGAAUGUCCGGGAGGCGCAGGUGUUCAGCCUCGUGGCGGAGCGCAGGAGGAAGUUCCAGGAGAUCAUCAAUCGGAGCAGCAGCGAGGCCAGCCAGGCAGUCCGGCCCAAGAGCGGCGCCACGCGCUGGGUCCCACCCGGCACUCCCCCACAGCUGGUCACCGAGAUCCUGGAGAUCCGCGAGAGCAUGCUCUCCCUGCUCAUUAAGCUGCAUCAGAAGCUGUCGGCCAAGCAGAACUCCCUGUCUGCCACCUGGCUGGAGGAUGCCGGGGCCGACAGCCACGCCCACGGUGACGGCAUCACCGCCAUCGAGCGCAUCCUCACCAAGGCGGCCACGCGCAGCCGUCAGAGCAAGCGCAGCAUCCAGGAGAUCUGUGGGAAGGUCUCGCCUCCCGUCGCUCCGAAGAAGAACAGCCCGACUGACCGGAAGACGGAUAAGGAAGAGAGGCGUCUGAGGGCUCGGGAGAGACAGCAGAAGCUGCUGGCUGAGUUUGCCUCCAGGCAGAAGAGUUUCAUGGAAACCGCCAUGGAUGUUGAAUCCCCGGAUGCUGAAGCAGCCAUGGACCUGGGUGCUUCGGAGGUGAUUGAGUCUGAGGUACUCUAUGACUGUGUGAUCUGUGGUCAGAGUGGCCCUUCCACCGAGGACCGGCCCACAGGCCUAGUGGUUCUCCUCCAGGCAUCCUCAGUGCUGGGACACCGAUGCAGGAGCGACGAAGCAAAGAAACUGCCAACCACCGACGAGGAGCACAUCUACCCAGGAGACACGUGUGGGGCUGCUCACGACGUCAGACUCUCGCUCAUGCAGCGCUUCUUCAAAGACAGUUCCUGUUUGCAGUCUGUGUCAAUAGGCUGGGACGGAGGUGUAUAUGUUCAGACAUGUGGACACACCCUGCACAUAGACUGCCACAAGUCCUACAUGGAGUCCCUUAGAAAUGACCAGGUGCUGCAGGGCUUCUCGGUUGAUAAGGGCGAGUUCACCUGCCCGCUGUGCAGACAGUUUGCCAACAGCGUGUUGCCCUGCCGCCCGGGCCGGAGCACCGAGGCGGUCAGCUGGCACAUGCCCAACAACAAGAAGACCUCUGUGUUGGUGAAGGAGGUGGCAGACCUGCAGGAGCAGCUGGGCCUUUUCCCAGUAAGCACCGCUACGGAGUCCAACCUGAGUAAAGAGAUGGAGUUGGUCAUCAAGGACAUCAAGAACACCACCCAGCGGAAGUACAUGGACUACGGCAGGAAUCCCGGUUCCCCUGACAACGACUUCCUCUUCAUGUACUCUGUGGCCAGGACCAACCUGGAAUUGGAGCUUGUGCACCGUGGAGGGAACCUGUGUUCCGGAGGAGCCAGCGCUACAGCGAAGCGCUCCUGUCUCAAUCAGCUCUUCCAUGUGCUCGCCAUGCACAUGCGUCUGUACAGCAUUGACUCGGCAUACAACCCCUGGACCCGGUUAACCCAAGUGGCUCCCAGCAGAGAAGAAUGUCUGGAUGAUGACAGGCCUGAGGUACCCAUGCUGUUCAGAGACUGCCCGUCCCUGCUGAUCAUCUUUGUGUUGACCAUGCCACAGCCGCUACGCAAAGAACACUUUAUCUGUCUGGUGAGGAUGUUGUACAACCUGCAGUACACCCAGGCCCUGGCUGCUCUGUCAGCCAAGUUCAGCCCCGAGGAGAGGCAGGCCUGGAGCACGUCUGGUGCUCUCAAGAAGAACACUUUCAACGCUGAGAAGUCCUACGAAGCUCUACUCGGCCAUGUCAUCGCUGAGCUGUCCAAAGAGAAGACGGUCUAUGAGGUUAACACUGAAGAACCCUACAUGCUGAGCUCCAGUGUGUGGUCCCCACAGUCCAUAGAGUACAGCCUGCAGCAGUUCUGUCUGCCCUACCUCCGCCUUUCCUGUCUCCUUCUGCACCACCUCUAUGGGGACAACCUGUCUGGCUGCUCGGAGGAGGAUGAGUUCUCAAGCCUGGCCACCUGUGUAGGGCUCCUGGCCCCGGCCCCUCAACCAUCCAACCCCAUGCAUAGUGCCGCAUGUCUGGACUGGAUGGUCAACGCAUUCGACCUGAUGACCCAGUGGUGCUCGGAGGUCACAGGGCUUUCUGACACUCAGGCAGAGCAGUCAAUGACUUUGCUUGUCCAGGAUCCACAGUGGGCGUCUCCCCACCUUCUCUGUUUACCUGACAACUACAACAUCAUCUUCCAGUACUACCACAGGAAAGCCUGCACUGCCUGCAAAAAGGUGCCAAAGGACCCAGCGCUCUGCCUCGUCUGUGGGGCCUUCGUCUGCCUCAAAGGGCUGUGCUGCAAGCAGCAGGGGAUUUGUGAAUGUGUUUUGCACUCUCAACACUGCGGCGCAGCGACAGGCAUAUUCCUUCUGAUCAAUGCCUCUGUCAUCAUCAUCAUCCGUGGGCAUCGCUUCUGCCUGUGGGGCUCUGUUUACCUGGAUGCCCAUGGAGAGGAGGACCGCGAUCUACGUCGUGGCAAGCCCCUGUUUCUGUGUGAGGAGAGGUAUAAAGUGCUGGAGCAACAGUGGGUGUUGCACACCUUCGAUCACAUCAACAAGCGCUGGGGUCCUCACUACAACGGACUGUGAGGUCACCUCGAGCCACACCUGGUUGGAAAUGGCUCUUUGGCUUAAGUGUCUGCCUCUGUAAAAACGUAUAGGAAUCAUGUGAUCUAAACGAACACGAAGAGGGUUUUAUUGCCACAGCUUUGGGUUUAUGUGGAGUUUGGUGUACAAUCAUGCGUAAAGACUAACAGUGUGUGUGUGUUUUAUUUAAGUGAUUUACUGUGUGGAUUUCAACAGGAAGAAACAGAAUUUGAUAUGCUUAAAGUUAAAGCACAACUUUGCCCAGGAAACCGAUUAUUUUGGAAGAGGUUUUGUAGACAAAUAUUGUUUAUUCAUCUCAAAAUACUCAUUGUAUAUUUGUACAAUGAUUGGCUAAAUUAAUGAGUUUGAACUGCUGAAUAUUUCAAAGAUAUAUAUAUAUAUAUGAAGACAAUUCUGCCCCUCUAAGGUUACUGAUAAUCAUCUUUGACACCCUGUGUGAUUUGAUCUAUAUCCCUAAUUUUUUAGUCUUUGUACUGCUGACAUUUAUUUUUUAGCUCCUCAUCAGUGUAGCGAUGUUAUUGCAAAUUCUCAGUGAGUUUGUUGGGACGUUAUGGUAGGCGACACAAGUCCACACAUCAACACAGAGUUUAUUGCCGUCAAACAAAGGCUCUUUUAGGGUCUAGUUGCAAUUCAUCCUCAGGUAUUUGUUUUUGCUGUAGUUUAAAAUAUAAUGUUUUUAAUUUUUAAAUAAAUGCUGCUGCUCAUUGUUUAAAUAAGUAAUUUAACCUUUUGUAAAGAUGUUUUUGUUUUUCUAAGAAGUUAAGGCUUUACAUUUAUGGUAGGUGACUGGCAACAGGUUGUUGAUUCCAGCUGACUGCGAGGUUGAAGGAGACACUGCCAUCAUCUCUAUUAGUCUCUGCAGUCCUGCCUUUCACUAAGCCCCUGGCUCGGGUCCCUGAGGAACUGUCCACUCACCAGUCUGGCCACAGCAGAGUACAAAGGAAAGACUUGUGAAAUAUCCCUGUCUACUGAUAUUGGCGUACUUACUUCCCAUCCCCCAUUGCCUCCAAGGCUCAGAAUGUCAAGGUCAACAAGUUAUUGUACUGAUGAUGUUCUGUAAGCGAUUUGGAGUAGUUUCAAGAUUUCUGCAGCUUCUGAUGUUUUUUGUACUUUGGCAGUAGUCAUUGAUUGUACUCUGGCCUCAUGAUUUUCACAUUUUCUCUUAGUUGUUCUGUAUAGUUAUUGGAAAUCGAUUGGGACAUGUUAAUGGGCACGUAAUGCAAGACUUCAUUUAUGAACAACUGAAGGUAAACAAGUAUUGGGAAAUUAUUGAAAAUACCAUUUUGUCUCUUCAAAAUGUUAUUUUUCUGAAUCAUUAAGAUCUUAUUUAGUUGGUUUUGAAAUGUGUAAUAGCUUUAAACUUAACAAACGGAUGUCCUGCACCUAAUCCACACUUGUGUUGCAAUAUAUUAUUUUAUAUACUGUCAAAUAACCAAUCCGUUCAUUUGUAUGCUUUUGGUUGCCAAAAGCCAUAAAUACAAGAUAUUUAUAAGGAAGACUGUUUCCUCUUUGCCUAUAUUUUUACCAAGUUGAAAUCAGUAAUUCUUUGGGCCCAUGGACGCAUUCCAACGUUAUAGACAUCAGACUUCAAAACUGACAAUUUAUAAUGUGCAUGAUGCUGUUUUAGUCACACUUGAGUUUAGUGUCUUACAUUCUUUCUUUCAAUUCCCAUUUCAUCAACCGGAAGAGUAGAUACUUAUCCAGUUGUGCCUAAAAGAUUAGUGUUACAUUUUAGUGGAAGCACUGCACAUCCAUAUCCCUCGGUGAUUGGAUUUUUUAUUGUUAUUUCUGGUCCACAUCAUGCUUAAAGGAGGAAUAUUUUAGGACUAAAGAACACUUGAAAUAUUUUUUCAUAAAUCCAUGCAUGCUGCUUAUAGGUUUAUUCUUGAGUUUCCCUUCCCUAUAUAUUUUUUUUUGUUGUUUUUUUGCUGUCUCCUCUUUGUAUGUGACCGCAACAGAAUAUCCAAUGAGUGAUGGGGUGUAUAUUCUAAUUGAAAGCUCUGUGUGUUCUCCUGUAUGAAUGAAAAUAUGGAAGAAUACAGUACAUUACUGUAGGUGCUGAUUCAGACUUUCUGAGUUGGGUCAGAAAGUGUGACUUAGACAUUUAUUGCAAAAUGUAACAUAUGUGAAUAAAAUAUAAACACACUGA